This is a messenger RNA of Mercenaria mercenaria, 2229 nucleotides long. Its product is annotated as actin-like. The transcript is spliced from 2 exons. NCBI's taxonomy places the organism in Eukaryota, Metazoa, Mollusca, Bivalvia, Venerida, Veneridae. The coding region runs from base 615 to 1748 and encodes 377 amino acids. The record is from RefSeq and is a predicted model, not a curated record.
AAACUGUGCAAAAUAAUUGUAAUUUAUUUUCGCCUGGUCUUAUUUCGCCACUUGCUUUCGUUGUCAACACAAACAAAACACCAUGUGAUUAACAAACUAAUAUCGUAUGUGAUCAAAGAUUAAUAUAAGGCUUCUCCGCACGGCAGUCAUUAGUUUGGGGAAUUAAUAUUUUCUCUCUGAAACGGUUUCCAUGGUUAUAUUGUGCUUCAUAUUAAUGAAAAAGUUGAUAUAAAAUUUCCAUCAUUAAUAACGCCAUAUACAAACAGGUAGCCUGUUUUCCUGAAUUCUUUCAUGUUAUUAAAUUAAUGUUUGAUGUGAGAUGGGUGUAAUCGAAAAUCAUAUAUACAUGUCGCUUGAGAUAGGAUGACACCUGCACGUACCUGUCUUGCAGUUCCAGAAAUAUUGAUACUGCCACGCCCUGUCACCUAGGAAACAAAAUUAUGAUCGAUUUGCAGAAUUCUAACAUGUGAUAUAGUAUUGGAUUUCUGUCAUGUAAUCCUGAUAUGGAUACGGAGUGGAUUUUUCUUCCGUACUGUCGUUUUCUUUUUAUGCUAGAUUUAAGUCUCAAAUACUAGUAAUCAAAAAUUCAAAAAUAUUAAACAGCUUUUUUUACCAUGUCUGCAGAGGACGAUUUCCACGCCAUAGUGAUAGAUAAUGGAUCUGGACUUUGUAAGGCUGGUUUUGCCGGCGACGACGCCCCGACUUGUGUGUUUCCUUGUAUCGUGGGACGCCCAAAACACCAGGGAGUGAUGGUGGGUGUGGCUCACAGAGAUACCUACGUGGGUGAAGAAGCACAAAGUAUGAGAGGCGUACUCUCUUUGAAGUACCCUAUAGAUCACGGUAUAGUCACAGACUGGGACGAUAUGGAGAGGAUAUGGCAUCACACUUUCUACAAUGAACUCCGGGUGUCACCAGAGGAGAAACCAGUACUAGUAACCGAGGCGCCAAUGAAUCCAAAGACAAAUCGUGAGAAGAUGAUGGAGAUACUCUUUGAGAAGUUUAAUGUUCCGACAUUUUAUGUUGCUAUACAAGCAGUUUUGUCGCUGUAUGCAUCUGGCCGUACCACAGGAAUCGUGCUUGAUUCAGGAGAUGGUGUCACUCACACCGUGCCUAUAUACGAAGGUUAUGCUCUUCCGCAUGCUGUUCUGCGUAUUGACCUUGCUGGUCGUGAUUUGACAGAUUAUUUAAUGAAAAUACUAACGGAAAGAGGAUAUUCAUUUACUACAUCAGCUGAGAGAGAAAUUGUCAGAGAUAUAAAAGAGAAGCUUUGUUAUGUUGCACCUGAUUUUGAUGAGCAUUUGAAAAUUGCGGCCAGUACACUGGACCUAGAGAAAACGUAUGAACUUCCCGACGGACAAAUAAUCACUGUCGGUAAUGAAAGGUUCCGAUGUCCGGAAAUCAUGUUUCAACCGUCAUUUAUCGGUACGGAGAUGCCAGGCCUCCAUGAAUCUCUUUAUAACUCCAUAGUGAAAUGUGACGUAGAUCUUCGAAAAGAUUUAUACGCGAAUAUAGUUCUGUCCGGUGGAUCCACCGCCUUUUCAGGUAUAGCUGACCGGAUGUUGAAGGAAGUGACGCAUAUAGCGCCACUUACAACUAAGGUUAGAGUUGUGGCCCCUCCCGAGCGGAAGUACUCUGUUUGGAUUGGAGGAUCUAUACUAGCCUCGUUAUCAUCGUUCUGCAAUAUGUGGAUAACCAGAGAGGAAUUCGAAGAAGGUGGUCUCACCAUAGUGCACAAAAAGUGCUUUUAGUGUGGACAGUUACUAUGUUGUUAGGUCGUGCACAUUUUGCUCACGUUGCGUUAAACAAGGUCGUCAUUUUUGUGUAAACUAAUUGUGUUAUUGAAAUUGUGUUUUUUUCCCCUUAUUAGAUAUAUACAUGUAUGUUUUCUAACAUAUAUAUUAAAUAACAGAUCCAAAUAAAAACCGUGCAUUCCUGUUGGAGAUGCUGCUCGAUACCAGAGUGAAUAUUGUUAUCAAUAUUUUUCUGCACAUUUCACCAUUGUCGAUGAAAUGUUUCGUAUUCUUUUAUUUGCAACUUAGGUUAUUCUUGUUGCAACGUGCAAAUGUGUGCUCUUUUUCUUCUUUUCAAUAUGCUAUAUGAUUCACCAAAACCUAUUUCUUUUUGUUUGAAAAGAACCUUAUUAAUGUCAUGAGGAAAGAAAACUAAUCGCGUCAAACUACAACCCUUGGGGAAUAACUUUUAUUCAACUGAAGUUUUGAAUUACAUAAA